This is a messenger RNA of Cutaneotrichosporon oleaginosum, 911 nucleotides long. The record is from RefSeq and is a predicted model, not a curated record. Lineage: Eukaryota; Fungi; Basidiomycota; Tremellomycetes; Trichosporonales; Trichosporonaceae.
GACCGAAAGAGCUGUGAGUUUAUUCCCCUGCGCCGCUGAGACCUAGUGCGCGACGACUUUGAGGCCAAGAAAGGGGACCUUGAGAAACAGAUCUCAGACCUGCUCGGCGAGGCAUGGACGAUCGACAUUGACCCCAAAGUCAUUGUGCCGUACCACACCGAAAGCACAGAGGGCACCCUCGGCGUCGUACUCAACUAGUGCGUCCCUGCGCUGCCCCAGCUCACACCAGCUACAUGGAGGCCGCAGUCUAUCAGCUCCGUCGCUUCGUCAACGAGUACGGCGACACGGGAAAGGCUGAGAUCCACGCCGCCGUCCCGAAGCGUGUGCUCAGCAUGGACGUGGACGAGGCCGAAAAGUACUUGUACUGUGGUCCGCUGGUCAAGGAUGGUGUACUCUAUAUCGUGUUCCGCAGCGACCGACUUUACGUCAACCUCGACGACGGCCUCGAUCCGAUCAAGCUCACCAGGGCGCUGUCCGAGACUCCGGCCGCCAGUGCAGCCACCCUCUCUCCCACGGUAAAGGUCAGCAUUGCAAAGAACUACGACCCCAAGGCCGAGCAGCUGCGCGUUGCUGUCGCUGAGGCGGUCAAUGUCCCAGACUUGAAACUUGUCCCCAACUUCGAACAUAACUACGGGGCGAUGAAGGCCGCGCAGGCAGCGGGCGUCUCAGUCCGCUCCGGCUGGGAGGAUGCUCUCGCGCGGGCCACCGCCGAUUACUUUGCGGAGUUGGCGUCCCAACUGAAGCGCCACAAGAUCGCGACUGACGAUAUACUGCAGGAGGCGUUCGUCGAUGUCGUCUCCAAACGCGAGGUGGUCCUCAGGGAUUAACUUUAUGCCCAAGACAUUUUGGGUCAAUGCGAGUGAGGCUGGCUCCAUGCUGGUUGACCGGCUUAGCGAAGUGGCCUAGAAUUG